This is a messenger RNA of Harmonia axyridis, 9554 nucleotides long. RefSeq names its product homeodomain-interacting protein kinase 2 (gene Hipk). The record is from RefSeq and is a predicted model, not a curated record. The coding region runs from base 308 to 4204 and encodes 1298 amino acids. Gene Ontology annotation, molecular function: protein tyrosine kinase activity; ATP binding; protein serine/threonine kinase activity. The transcript has 16 exons. NCBI's taxonomy places the organism in Eukaryota, Metazoa, Arthropoda, Insecta, Coleoptera, Coccinellidae. Gene Ontology annotation, cellular component: cytoplasm; nucleus. Gene Ontology annotation, biological process: peptidyl-threonine phosphorylation; peptidyl-serine phosphorylation.
GAGAACGAAAUACGUAGUUGAAAUGAAAGUGGAUGUGUGUGGACAUGAUGAAAGAAAACACAAAAACAGAAAAAUCAUGAAAUUUUGAUAACUAAAGUGAUCCUCAAGUGUAUAUAAAAUGUGUAUAAAUGUGGAUGAGUGAUAAAUUUGUGUGUAGUGGUUGAAAGAGACUUAACUGUAAUUUGUAAACAAGGAUUUAGAACAUUCGUGGAACCAAAAUGGCUGAUUAAUGUACUCUUUGUCCGUAUGCCAGUAUGAAAGUUGAGUCUGUCGCAGAAGAAAAGAAUAUUGUGAGCGGUUCCAUGACAUGUUUAUCCAAUCCCAGCAUUUGGUCCCAGGUAGUAGUACAAGCAGUGUUGUGUCAAGCCAUUCAAGAAAACGUAAAGCAGAUUUUUACACGUCAUCUUCAUCCGGUGGCAGUGGAAUCGCAGCUGGUAUACAACAAAUUAUCAGUGGCGGUACGUCGGGCAAUGACGUAUAUUUGCCCACAAAUUCAGCCCACACAGUAACUAGUUCUAGUCAAACGGAUCAAAACCAUGUUAGUCCCAUCCCGGGUUCCAAUAAUCAGCAGCACUUGUUCAUCAGACCGUCCACAAUCAAAUUACUAGACGGCUAUCAGCGGAGCGGACAAAAAAGAAAAGCGUGGUCGCCAAAAGGUAAUGGUGAUAGCGGGGAAUCUGUUACACAUUCAGAUUGCAGAAGUGCAACAAACACGACGGCCCACAGCAAGGUUUCAGCGGCUCCGGGGGCUAACCCCCAGCCGCAAGGUAAGAAAAAAUCAAGUUCAGGUAGUGGCGCAGAUGGCGACUACCAGCUCGUUCAACAUGAAGUCCUUUUUUCUAUGGCUAACCAAUAUGAGGUGCUCGAAUUCUUGGGUAGAGGAACCUUCGGCCAAGUGGUUAAAUGCUGGAAAAAGGGCACUAACGAAAUUGUCGCCAUUAAAAUCCUCAAAAAUCAUCCGUCUUAUGCUAGACAGGGUCAGAUAGAGGUCAGCAUUCUGUCAAGAUUAAGUCAGGAAAAUGCUGAUGAAUUCAAUUUCGUUCGAGCAUAUGAAUGUUUCCAACACAAACAUCAUACCUGCCUGGUUUUCGAAAUGUUGGAGCAAAACUUAUACGACUUCUUGAAGCAGAAUAAGUUUAGCCCCCUGCCUCUAAAAUACAUAAGACCGAUCUUACAACAAGUACUGACAGCGUUGCUGAAAUUGAAGCAACUUGGUCUGAUACACGCUGACCUUAAACCAGAGAAUAUAAUGUUAGUAGAUCCGGUCCGUCAGCCAUAUCGAGUGAAGGUGAUUGAUUUCGGUAGUGCCAGUCAUGUGAGCAAGGCAGUCUGUAAUACUUAUCUCCAGUCCAGGUAUUACAGAGCACCAGAGAUAAUACUUGGACUACCUUUUUGUGAAGCCAUCGACAUGUGGUCCCUAGGAUGUGUUGUUGCAGAACUUUUUCUUGGAUGGCCUCUAUAUCCAGGAAGUUCUGAAUACGACCAAAUCCGCUAUAUCAGCCAGACACAGGGUCUCCCUACAGAGCAUAUGCUGAACAAUGCUUCGAAAACAACUAAAUUUUUCUAUCGGGACAUGGAUAGUACAUAUCCUUUCUGGCGUUUGAAGACUCCCGAAGAACACGAAGCGGAGACCGGGAUCAAAUCCAAAGAAGCCAGAAAGUACAUUUUCAACUGUUUAGAUGAUAUCGGGCAAGUCAAUGUUCCCACUGAUCUUGAAGGAGGUCAGUUACUUGCAGAAAAAGUUGAUCGAAAAGAAUUCAUCGAUCUUUUGAAACGGAUGCUUACAAUGGAUCAGGAGCGUCGUACGACACCAGGAGAAGCUUUGAACCAUCCAUUUGUCCGUUUAGCUCAUCUAGUUGAUUACGCACAUUGUAAUAACGUAAAAGCCAGUGUUCAAAUGAUGGAGGUAUGUCGAAGAAAUGAUUUUAACAGUUCCUCAACUACAACCCAUCAUCAACAACCGCAGCAGGCACCUUCCCUUGUAGCUAAUUUUGUUCCUAGCUCAAAUGGGAAUGUGACGUUUACCAUUAACAAUCAAUUAACUAACCAGGUCCAAAGACUUGUUCGUGACCGAUCUGGUUAUGAUAAUUUGUAUCAGAUCUAUAAUGGUAGAGCUGUUGGUCGUCAAUAUGCCACAAGUUCUAGGGCUGACCCUUUCCAGCAUCAGUUAGUAUCAAGUAUACUAUGUCCAGCUGGAUAUCAAGGUAUGGGUGGGUCGCCUGCUAAACACGUAACAGUAGUACAGCAACCGCAGAUACAGAUACAACCACCGAUACUUGGUCAGACUGGACAGCAACAGUAUGUACCUGUUAGUGUCGUUGAGCCAAGUGGACGCCAAAUGCUUUUGACAAAUGCUGUUCAAACGACGUGGCCGACGAGUCGCCAACAGAUGGCGAUCGUAUCGUCUUGGCAACAGCUGCCACCUCCCCAUACGGCCAUCCAACAGCCUCUGCUUUCGGAGGCCGAAUGGGGAAGGCCUCUUCUUGUCGAUUCUUCAGCCAUACUGCAGGAACAACGCCCAGUUUUUCCUGUCGAUGUGGCCGCAGAAGUUUACAAUUCAGGAAUGGUGGAUCAUGGAAGUACUUCUUGGAACACUAGCAAGAGAAGCUCCAAGAACCAUCACAUGCAGCAAAAUAGCUCUCAUCAUCUCCAGCAUCAUCUUAUGAUCCCAUCUCACCAUCGUUCACACGACAAAAAAGAACAGACACAACUGAGUCCUGUGAAGAAGCGAGUCAAAGAGAGCUCGCCACCUGGCGAACAAAUGAAUCCUUACGCCUCCACCAGCAGUAGAAGAAAUCAUAGUCCAGCUGGCUUGCAAUGGCACCAGACAGUUCAGCCACAGAGUCAGCAAAACGAUCACGGAGAUCACAGAUCCGUUUAUCAUCAGCCUGUAGCAAGUUCUAGACAGCACACGAUUACAAUUCAAGACACGCCCUCACCUUCAGUAUCUGUGAUUACUAUAUCUGAUAGCGAGGAGGAGGCGUCACCCGGCAAGAAAGUAGGGACCAACCGUCAUUCACAAACAGUGACCAGUAUUCAGCCGUCAUCUCAACAUCACAACACCAGCCACGGUCAUCGUAAGAACGUUAUCAGUUGUGUUUCAGUUGGUGAUAGCGAUAAUGAAGAAAGGAAUUCAACGAAGCCGCAUCAUCAUCAGCACCACAGUCAAUACAAUAAUAACCACCACACUCAACAGCAGCCCCACCUUCAAGUGGUCAAGAACGAACCAAACUCCUCCCAUUCUUUUUGUUCACAGUCCAACGUUUCCGUUCCAUCUUCGACCAAUAGCUAUGUUGCUCCGGCUUCCCAAAAGAAAAGGCUACUUGCCAAGGCUCAAUCGGAAUGCAUACUGAACGUUCCACCUAAGCAAGAACCGUGCGAAUAUCGUAACGAGUACGAUCAGCAUUGUUCUUCGGCUUGUAGAGAUACAUCUGCCACGAACAAUCAUCCAAACUAUCACUAUGGCAGUCAAGAACAUCCGGGAUAUUCUGGAUCCUCGUCUAGGUAUUCAGAUGUAAAUUUGAAAAGCGAUUCGCCUCUAAGGGACUGUUCUCUUUAUAGUAACGAUAAGAGAGUGUCGUGGGCUCCACCUACUGCUCAUAACCCCAACUCUCAUGGGAAUUGUAGUAAUGGUAGUUCGCAUCGGCGUCAUUCUGCUGUUCCAGCGGUGAAUUUGAGGGAUUACAGUAUACCAAGCUCGAGUCACAAGGAGUAUAUACAACCGCCAGCCGCUCAUACGUCGAGGGACACAUUGACAAUUGGAAGAGAGCAUUUGUUGGCCCCGGCAAAGAACUGGGGGCCGUCACAGGCUAUCCAUCAGUCCUACAGGCACAGCAACUCUCAUUUGUCACCGCAGCCAUUGGGUGGUGCACCUAGAUUAUCGCCUCAGCAUCCUCUUGCUGCUGCUGGACAACCUCUCUAUCAUCAGACAGAAUUAUACCGGCGACCAGUUUAUGUAACUACUACCCAGCCUGCUUACAUACCUACCACACAUCAGGUUGCACCUAAUGGCCGUGCUAUACCACCUCCAGCACAUCAUGCAAGUGCUAGACCUGUAUUAGCUAGCCAUGCCACACAUCCGCUACCUGCUCACAUGCAGUUUCCAUCUCAUGCUCAGGUUGCUGCAGCCCCAUACGGUUUUGCACCAUUGAGCCCAGCGAAAAAUCGUCAAUUUCAGCCAACCAGCCUUUGGUUUGCAGAAUAAAGAGAAAACUCUUUGAAGUUUAUUCUGAACAGUCGUAUGUAGAAAUAAGGACUACAUACCACUUUGAAACGACGUUCUUCUUGAUUUUAAUCUCUGGAAUACCAUAGAGGAGGGUUAUUUAGCAAUUCAAUCGAUUUUAUCAAAAACUAUGAUCAAAUCGAUUGUUUGAUUCUAAUCAUUAGUUUUUUAUGUGAACAUAGUUUAAUUUGUAAUUUUUCAACAACUAACAAUUGAGUUGAUUGGGUUUUGUUCAAGACAUUUUCGUUUUUUUCAUUGCCUUAUAAUUCUCCCUGGUGUUUUGAUUUUAAUUAAUGUUAUUCGACUUCUAAUGUAAUGUUUGUGCAAUCUUUGUUAGUUGUCAUUAUAUAACGCAACUAUUGUAGACAGUUUGUAUAUUAUUGGAAGGAUGAUCACCAGUUAGAAGACACUUGAAAACACUUUUUGAAAUUCAAUCAUAAUUCCAUCUCAUUUCAGAAACUUACUAGUCGUUUUUGAGAAAUAUCAAUAUUCUCGUUUUUUGUUUCUAGUCAAAUUUACUUUAAAUCAAUAAUGCAUCGUUGUCGUCUUUUUAACUGGUUUCCCCUUUCUUAGUUUUGUUGUUCAAUUUUGUUGAUAUAAUUGUUCGCGAUUAUCUAGACCAUACCGGUAGUGUUUUACUUCUGAAUGUAUCGUCUCAUUUGCGAGUAUAUUUGUAAUUUGAGAUUUUAGAUCUAUUAGUUCGCUUAUAAUAACUUAUUGUAUUAAUAUUUUAUGGGUUUUUAGGGGUCAUACUAUAAUAAUGGCAUACAGGGUGUUCCAGUGAAGCCUAUUCGCUGAAGAUUGAAACAUUUUGAAAUUAGUAUUAGCUUUUAAAGUGUUGAUUUAAUGCGCCGAAUUCGAGAGAUGAAUCUGAAAAUUAUCGGAAUAACGAAUUAUUUUCAAAUUUUUAUAUCAAUAAUUCAUUUGAAUGAGAUAACAGGUCUGACUAAAAUGAUUGAAGAUACAAAAACUGAAUUUUAGAGCACACUGUAUGUUUUUCAGUAACGCUACAAUUUUCAAUAUAUAAAACUGCCUUAUCAGAGAAAAACUCAUGCAUUUUUCAGUCACUAGUUUUAUAGUGAAGUAGUUUUUGGAAUAUAUAUUAUUUUGUUUCUUCAUUGUAAAUAGUUCAUUACUUCCAGAUAGUUGAGGUUCUCUUAGAGUCAUGAUAUUUAUUUACAUGAUAUCAGUUUGAUUAAAAUCCUUGCAAACUGAAUAUUAUAUUUAUAUUGAAGCUAGCUUUUUUAUUUUGAUUUGUGAAUUUAAGUAAUUUUGUUCAUUUCAUUUAGCACUUACCGAUUCUUUAUCCUCUUUAUUUUUAUCUUAAAUAUAUUUCUUUUUUAUAUUUGACUGUAAAAGGUGGGAGAAUGUUUUUUGGAGAUGAUUUUUACCAAAAUUGAUUUGAACGAAGCUUAAUUUGAUAAAUUUUGAAUAUAGCGAUUGACGAACAUUGUAUCAAAUUUUGAAGUGCUUCAAAUCAGUUUAUCAAAUUUUAAAAAGUUCGAUUAUACCUGAUAUUAACUAAUUGGUUAUAAUUUAGUUUUAUUUUCAGUGGGAUUGCCUCUGAUUGAUUUACAUCAAGUGUGAUUACGAAUAGGUUUAGUCUGUUGAAAUUUUGAUGUGCCUGUAUUCUUGACUUUAGUGCGUAGGCUCUAUGUUUGACGUUAAUGAUACGCACUGCAUGUUUCUCAGAAAAUAUUGUUGAUUGUUUCUCGACGUCAAUAGAGUUAUCGGCAUAAUAUAGUUGUGAUAAUUAAAAAGAAUUAAUGGUAGGUUUAUUGUAUAUAUUCAGAUGGUUAAUGUUUCGAAACACUAUUUGAACGUUAAUCGGGUCUUCCGUUUGUUGAAGAUUAUUGACGAUUUUUCAUCCACUCUGAAAAAUUAUAAUUUUAUUUCGUUGUUUCGUGAAUUUUCAGUCUUCCCAAGGAAAAUUUCAAUUCGAAAGGAAUGUUGAAAUGAUAAAGGUGAAGGGAAGUACAUAUUUUAUCCAUUUUGAUUAUUUCAACAUUCGCCGAGUAUGAUAAUCAUCUAGUUAUAUCAAACUAAUACAGGAUAUUUUUAUUUUAGUGUUUCCUUACAUCAACCUUCGAUCCUAGUUUAGAUGGUUUUUAUAUCUCAGUAGUGGUUUCAUGUUUAGUAAUCUGGUAAUUGUACAAAUGAAUAAUAUUUUUGGAUUGUGUAGAAUAGAAAAAGUGAGAUGAUUACUGAAUAAUAUUAGCAAUUAACUGUUCUGCUUUAUAAUUUGAAUUAAUAUUUCCAACUUUUGUAAUACGCAAGUUGUUGUAUAGAUUUUCUUACACAAAUGAGUUCCUCAAGAUAAAACUUUUUGUUAACGCUCAACCAUCUCUUCAGAUACGUAAAGGAUGCGUGUUGAUGCGGAAAUUUUCUGUGAUCGAUUUGAAUUUGUAUAUAGUUUUCAUUGUCUCUAAACAGCUAAUUAACCAAGGUCUCUACUGAUCAAGAAAUUCACCGAGGUAAAUAAACGACAUAUCAAAAGUAUUAAAUUAUGUACUCUAUUCAACACACCCAUCUGAAUUCAUAAAAAUUCAUUCAUCGAUACUUGGGGACCAUUUUUUGAUCAGUAGGGAUUCCGGAAAGGUUACGUCAAUAUUAAACUGAAUUUUCCAGGUUAAUUCUGAUUCCUUUGAAUUUUGUGUAUAUUGGACAGUUUUAUGAUUCUUUAACGAUUGAAAUAUAGAAUGAUAGGUUCUGAAAGUAUUGGGGACUGUUUUCUACCUGUUUUGCAGAGUUCCAUCAGAAUCGAUGCCUACACACUAAUUUUAUUCUUUUCUAAACAGUUUCAUUUAAUCAAAUAAAUAUUCAAUUGCAGUGUUGUGUUGAAAUAAUUUCUCUUCUAGCUUUGAUCCGGUGGUCAUGAAAAAUCUGACUGAGAUCAAAUGAAUUGAAGCUUUUUUUUCGUGUGGCUAUUCUAAUCAGUUCAUAAUCUUAUAAUGGCUAUUAGAACAUGAAUAUAUUAUAUAGACAUAUAUUGCCUUAUCAACAGAACAAUACUGUAGAUAUUAACUUUUAUAAUUUCUUCUCCAAUCUCUCAAUGCACAGGGUUUUAAAUAUAUAUAUUAAAUAGAUGUUUGUCUCUAUGACGCAUCAUAUUGAAUUUUAAUGAUAAUUCAGGAUAAUUAAUAAAUUCUGUUGGGCAACGAAUUUUUGAGUUAGCAUAUAUUUUGAGAUUGUAUCGUAAAUUUUCCUCCGUUUAAAAUCAAAAUUUUCGCAAAGAUAUAAUCGUAUAGAUCUAAAAAAAUUCAUAAUGUUACCCAAACACCCUUGAUUUCAGCACAUGUAUUUUAUAUCUGAUAGAUAUGAAAUAAUUGUUAAUUUUGUUCAUUGCAAAAUUUCCAAUAGUCAAAAAUGUGCCCCAUUUAUGCAAAAUGAUAUAGAAAGAAGAAAUUAUUCAUUUAUAGACAAAAACACUAAUAACAAAAAUGUUCACAAUUUAACAAAUAAAAAGAUAUCUUUAAAAUUCAUAAAGAGAAAAAAGCUUUUGCCUAAUUAGUUCAUUAUGUAUAUAUUCUAUGGGUUGGUUAUUUUUAAGUUACCAAUUUCUAUAUAUUUAUAUAUUGCUAGAAACGCUUAUUAAAAUAUGUUGAUGGUAGUGGUUUCACAUAUUGCGAUUAGAUAUAAAUUACGAUCACUGAAUGGAAUAUUUACUGAAAUCAAUUAGAUAUUUUACAUUUUAAGACACGUGCAACACUGAAAACAUUUUGUUGUAAAUUAUAUAUAAUAAACUAAAGAACUUAACAGUAACAUAUUUUUUGCCUUAAAAUCUUACUUUUGAACCAAUGAAUAAUACCACCUAAAGUCAAUAAUUUCGCGUUUUUAGAAAAUGAACUAUUGAAAAUUAUUUUUAUACGAAGUUUGGAUUUUCAUUUCACACACUAUUAUGAUAUGAAUACUUAUAGGAUUUCAAACAUGAUUUGCUAAAUGGUAUUUCAUAAAUAAUUUCUGAGUUCACUGAAUUUGUAGAUGUUUUCAUUGUAUAUCCAUAAGACUGGAAUAGUUCAUGUCAAUAUAUAGCUAUCAUAAUGAAGGUGUGAGAGUAUUUACAAGAUUUUAAUAUUUGAUUCCUAAAUUUCAUUAGUGUAGAAUAGAAAAAGAGUCUUUAUUAUAUGUGACUACUAAUACAUUAGAACUAGACAAAAAUUAAAAAGUGUGAUGUCUAUACAAGUAUCUUCAAUAUUGUCAAAUGUUUUCAAAAAUAGCAUUAGCUGUUUGAGCUUUUAGUCCAAAUGUUUUGUGAACAUUUAACACAUAUACCUAGUUCUUUGAGAUUUUUAUAUUUCAACAAAUCCCUUGAAAUUUUUUGAGAAAAAUAGUGCUGAAUUUUCCUUAGUCUAUCCACUUGGGAAAUGAUGUGAAAUUAUAAAAUAUUAUCACAUAGAUAAACGAUUUGGUCCUUUUCAAAAGAUCUUCAUUUUGUAUGCUGCUAAUGGAAACAGUAGACAUAUCAUUUUUGAAGUAUUGUAGUAUAAUUUAGUAAAGUUCGAAUUAUUUGUAAUUUUUGCAAAUAUUCACUGAAAACAUUUUUAAAUAUUUUAUAGUGCCUUGAUAUUCAUGCUAUCUUCUGAUCGAAGCUUGAAUAUUUGAUUCAUGCAAUUCUCUUUAUUAAGCUAUAACUUUCAUAAAUUUUGUUAGUGGUGAAACAUAAAAAUUUUGCUGUGCUCGAGUUGAAUUCCUUAAGAAAAAACUGAAUUUAUCUCAACUGAUCAUAGGAAUGAACAAACGAAAUUUUGUAACAUACAAAUUGGUAAUAAUUGUGCAAUAAUUAAUUUUUCAAAUAACUAUCGAACAGAAAUAUUUGCAAAAUUUAAUUUUUUAAAGUGAUCAUUAGCAGGGUACACUGUUCUUGUGAUUAUUUAUAAACGUCCAUUUAAUCAAAAUCCCAGAUAUUUGCGUUAGAAUUAAGGGAUACUUCAGACUGAUCAGUUACUGAGAACUUUCGACUGCACCUAAUAAUGAAACUGACUGUAUUAAAAAGUAAUUAAAUUAAUUGUUAACCUGCCACAAAAUAAGUUGGACCAAAAUGGAUUUUAAUGUUAAAUUAACUCAGUGUUUUUACUAUAAACUAAAAUAGAAUUAAUUGUUAUUUUGGCCUGAAAAAUUUGUAACUUAUUAUAGGGAUAAACUGCAUGUAAUAUAGAUUUGAUGAUUGUAAAAAGCUUUCAUAGAAUUUAACAUAUUACGAUAUUUUAGUAUGUUUCUCUAAUAUUUGGAUAAAUGUUGCCUUUAUAUCUCCCAAUAUCUAUGAACUUUCAAGAUUGUCACAUAAUUCAAUUGUGUUUUAUUGAGAUAAUAAAGUCUAUAAAAGCAUUGAAAA